Messenger RNA from Effrenium voratum, 5007 nucleotides. The record is from the annotation of a GenBank genome assembly. Lineage: Eukaryota; Dinophyceae; Suessiales; Symbiodiniaceae.
AUGGCUGACGAAGCGGCGCUCAUCCGUGCGGAGGAAGAGGCCAGAGUGGCCACUUGGUGCCGUCAGCAAGGUGUGGCCAAUGAGAUGGACCUGGCCUUCUUUUACCUCACCUUUGAUGAGGCCUGUUCGCGCUGUUGCCAAUGCCUGGCAGCAGGCUCGAGCCGGCCUGAGCCUGUGGUGAUUACGGCCCACCUCCCACCUAGCUCCUACGAGGCGUCCUCUUCGUCGCACACGGUGGGUGAGAACCAGUUGCUGGCCAUCAUGUUGGCUUGCUCUAGCCACAGACCUUCUACAGCCAAUGAGAGGGACGCCAUGCGGGCAUUCGUCCUGGACAUGGUUGGCCGGACCGAGCAGGUGGAGCUCAAUGCCCUCACGGCCUUGCAGCUGGCUGCCUUCAUGAGGGCGCAUAAGGCUCCGACCCGGGCCUACAAUGCCCUGUUUUGGAUGAACAAGAACCUCAAGCUGGUCUAUGAUACGUCUCUUCUGAUCAAGCCCGCCAAGAAAUCUGCCCCUACAAAGUUUGGGGGUGGGGCCAAACAGGCUCCCGUCAUCCCCCCAGUAGCAAUCACUGUCCUCGAGACGUGUUUGGAGGCCGAAGUCCGGCAUCACAGGUGGACUACCUUGUUCGCUGCCCACUGCAUGAUCUUCGGUGUGGUUCGUUUCGCCCACAUCCAGAGAUCCGUGGUCCACUCCGUUGAUGAUGUGGCCAUCUACAUGUGGUGCUACCGAGGUAAGCAGACUCAUACCCGGUCUGGGUUUUACUGGAGUGUCCCCAGGUUCAGCCUGGAUGGGGUGGACAUUUGGCUCGACCUUCGGGUCCAGCUGGCCAGAUUUGCUGCAGCCCGAAAGCAGGCGGGUCUCGCUGCUAAGGGUUUGUGCUUCGACCUCAACGCCAUGAUGCCUUUGAAGAUUCAGGGCUUCAUCCAAGGAGUUUGUGGGUGGUUGCAGGACGUCAUUGCGCGCCCUUCUCAGCUGUCGUCGUACAGCCUUCAGCGUGUCGCGCCUACCUGGGGAGCUAUUGCUGGCCUGUCCGAGCCGGACAAGCUGGCCCUUGGGAACUGGAUCUCGACUUCGCAGGUCCACGCAGUUGAAAUGGGCUUUGCUUGGGGCGGCGAGGGCUUUUGGUCACAAGACUCGCUGGCAGGUGCCGCUGAGGUCAUCAAUCCCGACCUUCCUCAGCAAGAUGACGCCACGCUCCAGGUGGACGAGCCUGCUGUGGAUCCGUCAGAUCCUCCUCAGACAGAUGACCCUGACGAGUUCUUUGAUCGUCUGGCUCGAGCCUUCCUGAAGCGGCAGCGGAUCUCCUUUGUGGUCAGUGCUAUGUGCUAUGCGGGAAAAGGCUUCGGACUUGGGUGGAGCCUCUGCCGCGCGGUUCCUUCAGGUGAGAGCGCUCUCAUCCACUGCAAAGCCGGGGUCCAUAGGGCUCCCAUGCUCACGGCUGUGAUCUUGGGCAUCCUGGACGACCUAACCCUGGACUCCACUCCAGGCGUGGAGGUGAUGCCAUCUUUGACUGGUGCCGUCAGCAACUUUCUCGGAAAGAGGGAUGGCACCCAUUUUGAGACGGUGGUCCUCUACAUGCAGAAGUUGCUUCAGACAGAGGCCUGGCAGCGGGACCUCGAGUCCCUUGAGGGCAAAGUUUGCGAUUGCCCCGCCAACCGGCUCUGCCACGGUGAUGUUCUGGCCUCAGCGGCGCCUCCCCUUGUGCCAUUCAACCUUGGCCCGGAUGGCCACUUCAUGUUUGCAUCCCAGGUGCAGGCAACUGGCAAGCCGUUAGUCGACGAGGACCUGCGCUUGAAGGUCCUUCAAGAGCUCGGCCGUCGGUGGCAGCCCGUCACGGACUGCCUCGCCCAGUUCCAACUACCAGAAGUGGCCUCAUCCACCAGAGGUCGGCACCUGGGCUUGAUUGGCCUUCUGUGCAUCUUGGCCGACUGGCCUGACACCACCUUUAUGAGGGGCCUGGUUCAGGGUUUUCUCUGCGUGGGUUUCUCCCCGCAUGUGCCUGUCUACGACUGCCAGCCAGCAGAUUGGAUCUGCCCGGAGGACAUCUGGAUGACAGCAGAAGACGACGCCGCACGAAUCCGUGCCUCACUGCGACCUUCAGAGUUUGACGAGGCCAUCUCUGACGCUGGCGCCAAAGACGAGGCCUUGGGGUUUUGCGGCCCAGCCAUGUCUUGGCAAGAGCUGUCUGCUCAAGGCCGCCGCUUCCGCCUUAUCCGGUACUUCGGCCAACUGUUCGGUCUGCCCUUAGCAGUCACGAGCUUCAACCGAUGGCCACGUAUGCUGCAGUGCUUCUUUAGGCGUUUCGGGGCUUGCAUGGCGAGCAUGUACUUCGAUGACCUCACUGUGCAGGACGUCACCAUGGCGAAGGGCUCCAGUCAGCAGUUUUGCGUUGCCGUGGCUCGAUUGCUUGGAUCACCAUUCUCAGCCGAGAAGCAUCAGGCCAUGCAUUCAGAGGGCGACUUUCUGGGGCUUUGGCAUUCAGUCGGCAACGCUCAAGACACUGGUGGCACCACCUUCUGGGUGAGACAGCGGCUGGUCGACAAGGUAGAGGGCUACAUGGCCACUUGCUUCGCUUCCGGUGAGUUGCGGCCUGGCCUGGCUUCCAAGCUCUUUGGAUGCCUGACUUUCUUGAGUCACGGGUGCUUUGGCAAGGGCUGGCCUGACUUUGCUGCAAGCACGACAGCUGGCUCCCAGGACAGAAGAAGCCGACAGGGCUCUGCAGGUGCUCUGGCGGUUACACCUGCCUUGCAGAGGAUCGGUUUGAUCCUUGCGGUUGACGACCGCCUCUUCGAUACCUGGGACCAUCAGGCGGCCAAGAUCUCCCAGCUGGAACUUUGCAUAAUUAGUCCUGAUGGCGUUGGUCAUCACAGACUCUGGUUCGUGGACAACGUGCCAGCAUUGAUGAGCCUCAUCCGCGGUCGAAGUUCCACUUCUGAGCUGGAUACCAUGGCGGGGGCCGUCCAUGGCAUCUUAUACGGUCUUCACUGUAGCCUGUACUUCGAGUGGGUGGCCAGCAAGGAAUGGGUGGACCUGAGUACGUACAAAGUCGGAGACGAGGUCCACUACAAGCCGGAGGGUCAGAGCACCAGUUACGUCUACCCAUUGAACUACGGCAGCUUGCAGUGCGAGGCGCACGACCUGAACUUGCCGCCCUUCUGCAGUGACGACGCUGCCCCCGCCUGGUGCACCCAAAAGUGGUGCUAUGUGGAUCCCAACAACUGCCAGGGGACCACGGCCUACCGAAGUGUGCUCUUCGCGAACUCCAACGCCUUCUACAGCUACGCGACCUGCGGAGAGUCCAACGAGUUCACGACCUGGUCGGAAACUCUGACGUCCGGCUCCAGCAGUAGUGUGACGCAGCUGGUGGACGUGAUCUCAGGCUACUUGUGGAGCACCCGGUCUAGGUUGGAGGCGGAGCAAGCCAGCCUCAACGCCAGCGGCUGGUGCAGCCACUACAAGCAGUGCCCCUGCUUGGAGUGUCAGCAGAACGAGCUGUGGCAGGCCAAAGCGGACUUCAGCGAGGUGGGGGUCUACCCCAAACGCGAGCUUUUCUCCUGCCUGAGCCGGCCGGUAGCUCAGAGCUUCACCAACAUCGCUGCCAAGGAGGGCCAGCCGCUGGAGCGCAUUGGGUACCAGUACUUCUCGGACCACGAGACUGGGAGCUACAUGGGCUGGCCUGCAGUGGAGUGGUGCCUUGGGGAGACCUAUGAUCCACGGCUACGGCCCUGGUAUUCCUCGGGCUCCACGGGGCCCAAGGACGUGGUCAUCGUGGUGGACGUGUCCGGGUCCAUGCAGCUGAACGGCCGCGCCUUGCUGGCGAAGCGGGCCACCAAGGCCGUGAUCGAGACCUUGGAGUGGAAGGAUUUCGCCACCAUCAUCCUGUUCAACAACGGCAUUUCGGCCCAGUACUCUCAGAUGCUGGUGCCCAUGUUCGACGCAGAGCGGAAGAAUGCACUUCUCUGGCUGGAGCAGCAGGUGUGGGACAGCGGGGGCACCAACUUCGUGACAGCCAUGGACAGCGCCUUCAACGUCAUCAGCUCCUCCGUGAGCGCUGGGAAGACCUCCAUGUGCCAGAAGGCCAUCCUCUUUAUGACUGACGGUGAAGCCGAGUUCACUUCGUCCGACUUCGCGCGCGUGAAGAGCAGCGCCCUGCAGUACAGCGUCACGGUCUUUAGCUACGCCUUAGGCUCCGGCGCGGAUGCAACCAUCACCAAGCAGCUGGCCUGCGACAACCGAGGCAUCUUCUAUCCGGUGCCGGACAACGCUGACCUGGCCAGCAUCAUGUCCAGGUACUACGAAUAUUUCGCCUCCGGCGUGGAGAUGUGUUCGCCCUCCUUCACCAGAUACACGGACGUGGUCACGGGCUCCGAGCUGUGGCCGGGAUGCUUACCUGCCUACGACCGCACCGGGGACGAGAACAGACUGCUGGGCGUGAGCUGCUUUGACCUCAAUGUGAUGGUGGACAUCGAGGACAUGAAGACAAAAACUUACUGGCGGGACUUUGUGUGCAAGCUGUCUGACCUCACGAAGCAGUGUCUGCAGCUGGACACCAACGACUGCCGCCUCGAAAAGCUCCGGCGCUCCUAUAGCCAGGAGUCCGUGUGCAUCAACAUGGACACUUCCGCCACCUGCCCCUGCGCAGAUCCAGCGUGCCAAGAUGAUACCAACUGGCUCGACGAGUUGGGCUACUUCUGCGACACCUGGGUGGGGGACGACUGCCGGCGCGCCGCGGCGGACUGGGGCUACAGCGCCGCGGGGCAGUCGGCGGUGCUGCAGAAGUGCCGCCGGUCCUGCGGCGUCUGCCCACAGGUCAACCCCUGCCCCAAGCAGAACCAGUGCAGUUCGAGGGCGGCUCAGCUGCCAAGCUGCCGGGCCGACCUCACGGACAAGGUCUCCCCCAACGGCCUGCAGGUGACCGAAAUCGCCAGCCCCAACGCCGCGCCAAGUGCCAACUGGGCGGUGAGGAGCGCGUGGACCCUGACCUUGGCGAUGUUGGCACUCACGUAG